This is a messenger RNA of Danaus plexippus (monarch butterfly), 497 nucleotides long. It is a transcript of the gene mRpL42, whose product is annotated as large ribosomal subunit protein mL42. The record is from RefSeq and is a predicted model, not a curated record. The coding region runs from base 95 to 436 and encodes 113 amino acids. Gene Ontology annotation, cellular component: mitochondrial large ribosomal subunit. Lineage: Eukaryota; Metazoa; Arthropoda; Insecta; Lepidoptera; Nymphalidae. The transcript has a single exon.
AUUUUAAUGUGACAGUGACAGUGACACAAAAAUAUCUGUAUAAUUUCGAGGUUAUGUGAAACUGAAAAAUACUAAGAUUUUCACAGUAACAACAAUGUCUAUUUUAUUAAGAUCAGUAUCAUCGCAACCAAAGAAAUUACUCGCCAGAUGUUACAAUAAGAUAGUUAUUACUGACGAUGGAUCGACUAUAGUCGCUCUUCAUCGAGAGCAAGAAUUUCCUUAUGAAUACUCUAAACCUUUACCAGAAGAAGUUACGGAUUCGUCCAUUCUGAAAAUGUCGGAUUAUAGUGAAGUGAGAAAAGUAUUCAAAGACAUUAAACCUGAAAUGGCAAGACAACAGCUAGCAUCAUUAACACUUACCACUCCUCAUCGUUGGUUCCCUAGAGCCAGGGACAAGAAAGCCAAAAAAACUGAAAUGAAUAGGCCUUAUCUGUAAUAUGCCUAUUACUAUGAUUAUAUUUUAUAUUAUAUUUAAAUAAAAGUAGUUUGUAAAGCCA